Messenger RNA from Coniophora puteana RWD-64-598 SS2, 333 nucleotides. RefSeq lists its product as uncharacterized. The annotation marks the transcript as partial. The transcript has a single exon. The record is from RefSeq and is a predicted model, not a curated record. Lineage: Eukaryota; Fungi; Basidiomycota; Agaricomycetes; Boletales; Coniophoraceae.
AUGUGCACUGUAAACACUUCCACAGGGUUCUCUCCCUUUCAUUUAUAUCUCAGUUGUUCACCACAACUCAUUCCCCCCAUGCUUCCACUUGUUGCCUCCACUGACCUUUUCUUGGAAGACAAUAUCACCGCUAUGCUACAUGUCAUUCAGUCCCUACAAAAUAAUAUUGCUGAUGCACACAACAGUCUAGUGGCCGCUAAUACUUCUCAAGUGCCCUUCACAAAUCUUCAUCAUCUUUCUGAUCCCUCUUUUGCUGUUGAUGAUCUGGUUUAUUUGUCCACUAAACAUUGCAGACAGGAGUACUUAUCCCAUGGGUCCAAACAUAUUGCUAAG